AUGACAAAGCUAGCAGAGAAACAGGAGAAACCUGAUAACAAGGGACUUAUCCUAGAACAGGAUGCUCUUUACCAAGCUUAUGCUUCCAAAAGUCCCGAAUGGCAUCAAAAUAUGACACACCGACUUCUUCGCAAGGUAGACUGGCACCUUUUACCCUUUCUUAUUCUCAUGUAUCUGUUAAACUUCCUGGACAGAAACAAUUUAUCACAGGCCCGUCUUGGUACACUUGAAGAAGAUCUUGGCAUGGAAGGCACCGAUUACAAUCUUGCCACGAGUAUCUUGUUUGUCGGUUAUCUACUGAUGCAACUUCCUUCUAAUCUACUCCUCACUCGUGUUCGGCCUUCACUAUUUCUGGGUAUUGCAAUGGCCAUCUGGGGUAUGAUUUCCGCUUGCCAGGCGGCCAUUCAGUCAUAUUCCGGCCUCAUUGCGACACGAUUCUUUCUUGGAUUUGUCGAAGCACCUUUCUUCCCAGGUGCUGUCAUGCUAAUGUCGAGUUGGUAUACCCGACAGGAGUUGAGUCAUCGUAUUGCAUGGUUCUAUUCUGGUAGCUCGUUGGCCAAUGCUUUCGGCGGUCUUAUUGGUGCAGGUGUGCUAGGCAAUCUUGACGGCGUGCAUGGUAUUGCCGGAUGGAGAUGGCUAUUUAUCAUCGAAGGAGUUAUCACUGUGGGAAUAUCCGUGCUCGCUGCUAUCUUUCUCCCAAAUUACCCAGCUUCGACUCCCUGGUUAGACGAACAGGAACAAGCAUAUGCACAGUGGCGUCUAAUGCAUGACGCAGGAGAGGCUGACGAGGUCGGCUCAACUAGUAUCAAGGAAGCCCUAGGGUUGGUUUUUGCAGACAAGCGCAUCUAUCUUUUCAUUUUGCUUCAGCAUACCUCCCUCCUGUCACAGAAUUUCCAAUACUUCUUCCCGACUAUCGUGCAGACCCUCGGAUACGGGAAUGUGGAAACCCUCCUGAUCACCGCACCAGUAUGGAUCGCUACCUUCCUUAUCUCGCUACUGGUGACAUGGACAUCUGGCAAAACCAACGAUUGCAGCCUCCAUAUCAUUUGUUUGAUGAUGGUCAGUGUGGUUGGAGGUGUAGUUGCCACUGUGACAACUAACAUUGGUGCCAAAUUUUUCGCUAUGUUUCUGAUGCCAAUGGGUGCAGUGUCUGCAUAUCAAAUUAUCAUUGCCUGGGUCGCCAAUUCCUUUCCUCGGCCGUUGGUCAAACGGUCUGCAGCAAUCGCUAUUGCAAAUAUGAUUGGAAAUACCGCUUCAAUAUAUGGUAGUUACAUGUGGCCAUCCUCCUCAGGGCCCCGAUACAUUUCAGGGGGAAGUGCGACCGCUGGAAUAGCGUUCCUAGUGGCGUUAGUGGCUCUGGUUAUUCGUCUCGUGCAUAUUCACAUGAACAAAAGGCUGGAUGAGAUUGAGCCCUCGGGUUCAUCUUUCACUUCAAUUCCUGUUCUAGACUUCUCUCAGGCGUUAUCCCCAUCCAAGCCCACCUUCCUAGCAAGCCUUCGUGAGGCCCUUGUGAAUGUUGGAUUUUUCUAUCUUCGAAAUACUCCUAUUUCGGUUGAAACGCAAGAGCAAUUUAUAGAAAAGGCCUUAGAUCUCUUCGAACUCCCGCUAGAGAAAAAGCUUGAGAUUGAAAUGGUCAAUAGCCCGCACUUUUUAGGUUAUACAAGGCUUGGUGCAGAAAUUACGGCCUUGAAACCUGACCAUCGCGAACAAUUUGAUUUCGCAACCGAGCUCCCUGCGCCAGGGCCAAAUGAGCCUUUGUAUAGGAAUGUGGUUGGUCCUAACCAGUGGCCAGAUGAAACCGCAAUCCCUGGUUUUCGUGAAUCAUUGGACAGUUACCUGUCUGAAGUGAGCAGCCUAGCAGACUUGUUUCCAGCGCUUAUUGCAGACGCCUUAGACCUUCCUUCCAGUGCAUUCGAUCAAGUCUUUGACAACCCGCAGCAACAUAAACUGAAGUUGAUCAAAUACCCUCCCCCACCUAGAGCCAGCAAUGAGGAGUCCGGAUUUCAAGGUGUUGGCCCUCAUAAAGACUCCGGAUUCCUUACAUUCCUUUUGCAGGGAACACCGCACCAUGGCCUCGAGGUUCAAAAUAAAACGGGGGAAUGGAUUUCUGCACCGCCUAUCCCGGGAACAUUGGUUAUAAACAUUGGUCGCUCAUUGGAGGCUCUAACCGGGGGGAUCUGCACGGCAACCACUCACCGUGUAAGCCUACGGCCAGAGAACUUCCAACACGGUACCGGCUCUUUAGGACCUAGAUUUUCCUUCCCUGUUUUCCAGGGAGUGAGCCUCGAUCUUUCCGCCGAUAAGAUCUGUUUGGAUCUCCCACUUCAUAUCCGUGGAUUGGUGAAGAAUGACAUGGUGAAAUCGGAUGCAGAAGCAACUUUCAACGACAUAUUUCAUGGGAGCAUUGGCCAGGGUACUUUCAUUGCUCGGGUGACCAGUCACCAAGAUGUUGGACAACGAUGGUACCCGGAAGUUUUAGCGAAAGCAUUGAAGGGCCAAAGGGACUUUCUUGUCUAA
Molecule: messenger RNA, 2517 nt
Organism: Penicillium griseofulvum
Lineage: Eukaryota; Fungi; Ascomycota; Eurotiomycetes; Eurotiales; Aspergillaceae
Product: Major facilitator superfamily domain, general substrate transporter
Exons: 10
Coding region: 1-2517 (838 amino acids)
Biological process (GO): transmembrane transport
Cellular component (GO): membrane
Molecular function (GO): transmembrane transporter activity
Source: RefSeq, a predicted model, not a curated record